Eurytemora carolleeae is the source of this 2678-nucleotide messenger RNA. RefSeq names its product angiogenic factor with G patch and FHA domains 1. The record is from RefSeq and is a predicted model, not a curated record. Lineage: Eukaryota; Metazoa; Arthropoda; Copepoda; Calanoida; Temoridae. Gene Ontology annotation, molecular function: nucleic acid binding; protein binding.
AAUUCUUAAUAAACGGUGACAACUGACCAGUGAAAAUGUUCUAGUUCUGAUUAUACUAAAGAAAGAAUAAAUAUGGUUUUCAGUUCUCAUUGUGAAGUUAGCUAGUUUUUCUUCAUAUUUAUAUAUUUACAUACAAUAUACAUGUAUGUUUAGUUUUAUUAUCAUUUUAUUAAAAAUUUUGUUUUCAUUAGUUCAGUUUUGAGUUAUUUUCUUCAUCAUUGUAACUUUGCUUAAAUCUUUAAUUUUUUACGCUUUUUAUUGAAGUUUAAGUAGGAACAUUAGAAUUCCCAGUCUUCCUGGGACCCUUCAAAUCAACCACAUGGAGCAUUUGUUUAUUUUGUUCAAACUUUUUAAAACUUUGAAGAAAUUAUUCUUUUAUGUAAAUCUUAAAUUAAAUCCUAGAAAAAAAUGUAUUUCCUGAAUAAAUGUAAUGAUUAACGUGUUUAACGCUCAUCCUUUCUUUGAUUCGACGAUUGAUAUUUUGUACUGAAAGCUCUCGGGUUUCAGAUCAGGAUGGUUGGAGGUGGUGGUGAGGAGGCUGUUGAGGGGUUUGAGGACGAAGAUGAGGAUAGUUUAGAUGAAGAUAUUCUGAUAGAUCUUCCAAUCUGUGUCCAGGUGGAAAACCUGAAUGCCAAGCUGGCUGUGAAGAACAGUAAAAUUUGUCAGAAGUGUACCAAGUUCAAAAAACAGGUGAAGGUAUUGAAGUUGGAAUUAAAGAAUAAAGAGGUGGAGACACAGGACGGAGACAGUCAAACCACGGAAGAGGAUCUGAGGCAGGCGGCCUGGAUUUUCCAGUACAAGCAGAAUACAACACCAAGGAUAUCCUCUACUCAGCAGGAUGAAAGUUCAUUAGUUGACAGUAUCCGAGAUACUGCAGAACAAGCUCUACUAGAGCAGGGGAUGGUGCUAGAAGAAACAUCAGGUUUGUACUAUGAUUACAAGACAGGGUACUACUAUGAUGCUGAGAAGGCGUUGUACUAUGACGGGAGUACAGGAACAUAUUUCAAGUACAACCAGGAUACAAAGGAGUACUUGGUAGACUCCAUGCUUCCUGAGGAGGAGGUGGCAGCACAGAAGGAAUUAAAAUUAAGGGAAGAAGAGAAGAAACUUCACAGAAUAAGGAAACGAAGAAGAUCUUCGGAUAAGGAGAGAGAUCCCUCGAGAGUAGAGGAUGUAAGAGAAGGAAGGAUGCACGAUGAAUACUCCGACGAUGAUAUCCAAGAAUCCGAUAUACCUUGUGUUAGAUUAGUUGUAAAGAAUACUGAGGAUGAGAGAGUUCAUCUUGGUUCUCUUUAUAUUAUUACUUGUAAAGGUGGAUCUAUUGGCAGCAAGGGACUUCAUGAGGUUUUGCUGCCUGACCUGGGUUGCUCCAAGCUACACGCUCAAGUCAGUUUUAAGUCAUCAGACUGCUCUUAUUAUCUCAAAGAUCUUGGAUCUCGGAAUGGAACUUGGAUUAACGGGAAGAGAUUAAGUAAACCUAAAGAAGAGAGUAAACUCAUACAAAUAGGCCAUGGAACUUGUAUUCAGAUUGGAAAAACUAAACUUAUUUGUCAUGUUCAUCCUGGAACAGAAACUUGUCUAGAAUGUGAACCUGGUCUAGUGAGAGCAGAGCUCAGGUCUGAGAACGGACACGGUGGAGCAGGGAAGGAAGAAUUAAGGAAGAAGGAACUCAAGGAUUUAAAGAGAAAAUAUGGGAUCGGAGUUGGUCUCUCGGAGGAGCGAGAGGAGAUCCCUGGAUUCAUAGAUCGAGCGGAGGAGAGGAGAUUAAUCCAUGGAGUGGAUCCGAUCAAUGCUAAAACUGAAACUGCUAGUAUAGAUCAAGCGAUAGGUGGUAAGAAUAAAGGGUUUAAGAUGCUGGAGAAGAUGGGUUGGGAAGGAGGAGGGUUGGGACGGAGUAAGGAUGGAAUCCAGGAACCCAUCCAGGUUCAACAACGAGCCAACAAAUCAGGACUUGGAACUGAUAUACCUGUCGAGAGCAUUUCUGCACGUGAUAAGAAGAGAAAUGAAAUCUGGAAGAAAACUCAGAAAAGAUUUCAGAAAACUCCAGUCCUUGAUGUGUUCAAGAUUAGUGAAAGUGAUGAUGAGCAAGAAGAAAGCUAAUGAUAUGCAAUGUUAUUGAAUUUAAUUAAAUGUUGAGUAUUUUUUGUCGGCAUUUUCGAAGGGGCCGUUUUCCCAGCGGAGACUACUAACUUUGAGUAUCUUAUCAGCCGCUCUUUUAUCUGAAGCGUAAUCUAACAGCAGCGCUUGUUCCUUUUGUAAAAUUUGGCUUCAGCGCUUGGCCCUAUUAUUUAACUGCGGCGUUUGUCACCAUACCAUCAUCUUGGUUCCAUAGCCUACCCUAGACUCAGAGCUCGGCCCUUCUAUUGUAUAAUAUAAGGUCACUUAGGAAAAUGUACUUUUGGGGAUCAACCAUUUAGUAACUGUGUCAUUGGGAUAAGUACUUAAUACUAACGUUAAUUUCCGUCCCUGUUUUCUAUUUUUGAUAUUCAAAUGACAAAAAUUAGGGGUUUUGUUUAAAUACGGAAAAUGACGUAAAUGAUAAGAAAUGAAAUGUUACUUCUGUGAAAUUAUUAUACGAUUUUCUAAACUCUGAUCAAAAUACCAGAUUCAUGCUGAUAUGUUAAUCUAGUAAUUCAUAAUACAUACAUUGUAUCAACGUUAGUCCUAUUUAUUUCAGA